Messenger RNA from Phalaenopsis equestris, 2286 nucleotides. RefSeq lists its product as uncharacterized. The record is from RefSeq and is a predicted model, not a curated record. Lineage: Eukaryota; Viridiplantae; Streptophyta; Magnoliopsida; Asparagales; Orchidaceae. The transcript has 5 exons. The coding region runs from base 378 to 2231 and encodes 617 amino acids.
UCUGUUUAGAGCAACGGAUCGUUGCCUGUUUCUCUCUCUGGAUGUUCUCUUCAUCAUCUUCGGUCGAGCUUUUUCUUUUCAUUUUUGGCAGCUGCAGGGCUGACGCAUAGGGACAGCGGAGGAGGGGAGGAAAAAAAAAAAAAGAAAGGCGGUAUCUUUAAGCCUCCAAAGUUAUAAUUUUUAUUUUUUGGUAACUCAGAUUCCCUUCUUCCUCUCUUUCUCCUAUUUCUUUUGUCUCUCCGCCCUUCUCGCCGGUGGGCGAAUGGGAAUCUUUCGGGGACGCUGCCUCGUAUGCACGCCUUCCUUUCAUCCCUUACGGAUGCGACCAUAGCGUCACUUUUAUGCAUUAAAGAUUCUUCAGGAGUAGUUUACAUGAGAUGAUGUUGAGGAGCGGAGAUUUGAAUCUUAACCGUCCUUGGCAAGCUUUUGGGGAUUCGACGAUGGAAAGAUUGAAGCAGGCAAUGCUUCAGCAUGAAUUCAUUUUUAGGAAUCAGGUUUGUGAGCUUCAUCGGCUCUAUUGGACUCAGAAAAGUUUGAUGAAUGAGCUUCUAAUCAAAGAUGUCGAUACAGAUGCCCCAAGGAGUUAUUCAUGGCUAAUUAGGGAUUCGGAGGAGAAGAAAAACGCAUUCUGUAUGUCCUCACGAGCCAAAGAGGCUGGAAAUGUGAUUGAUUGGAAAGAUUUUAAGGGACAGUCCACUGAUAUGUUAAAAAAUCAUCCGAGAGAGUUUAGCCUUCACCUCUCUGCUGAUGAUUUUAUCAGGAAUAAGGGCAAAGAGCCGGUCUUUCAUCAUCAAGCUAGCAACCUUCCGCUCAAAGAGGUUAUUGAUCUGGAGAGUUCAGUAGAGUUGCAGUUCCAUGAAGUGAGGGCUUCAAUGGAGAAUUGUUCAGGUGUGUUUGGGACACAGGCAAGUGUUCCUUGGGCUCAGGUUUCCUCAAGCAUAGCAGGAAAUUUUAAGACUCUAAUGGCUUCUGUGACUCAUUUGAGUGAGGAGGCUGGUAGAAAGUUGAGAGAACAAAAGCCUACUCUUCCCUAUGUUGGAGUUGGCGAUUUUUGUAUUGAAGCUUCUGUUAACCAACCAAGAACGAAGCAGCAAGCUACACCCUUGCUGUUUGACCUUAAUUUACCAGUUGAACAUGAGAGCUCUCAUGACCUGAAAGGGACGCUAGAGCAGGAAAAAAGCAACAGCUGCCCAGCAGAAACUUCAUUUAUCCCCAAACCACCAUGGCCGUUUGCUGCGGCGGCUGCCGCUGCAAAACUUUCAUGUGAGAGUAGAACUAGUUCCUUGAUUCUUCAUUGUGAAGCUUCAAAAUCUAACAUUUCAAUCGAUUUGAAGCUGGCCCAUGACACCACAGACAAUAAGAAUGAUGUUGUUUCUGGCUGCCAGAUCCAAGCAGAGUGCUUUGAAGGAUCCACUGACUCUUGUGAUCAAGGUUUUCUUAGCAUAAACGCAUUGCCAAUUUCGAAAUUAUAUAUACAAGAAAAAGAUUAUGUAGAUUCCUCAACAGAUAAACUGAGAUCUUCCUCAAACUUAACUUCGAGCAACAGUAUCAACCUUCCACAAACUGCAAAUAAAGAUUCAGUAACCAAACCAAACAAUAAUGAUGGAACUGAAGAAGAUACUUCAUCUUCAUCGAGUCAUGCGAUUGCUCAAGAUGAGAUUGCUCCUUCCAGAAAGUUUUUGACUGAAUUUAGUGCUCAUGAAAUAAGUAGAAAUAAUGAGUUUUCAAACACUGAUAAUUCUGUAACCACGCAGCUAAACUCCUCAUCACAAAAUGAAGGAUCUUUAAUGGGGAAACUGAAGCCAGAAGAAUGGGAUACCUCCAUCAUAUCAGCAGCCGAAGCUCUCAUGAGUUUUCCUCAAUGUUCAUCUGAUAGAAGCAAGCUUCCUCAAUAUUCCUCUGAUUCGUUUGAGUUAAUGACACUGCAACUAUCUGAGAUCCAAAGUGAAGAUCGUCAUGUUACGAUCGAACCGUCGAAUGUGAACACAACGGGGAAAAAGGAAGGAGGGGUUAGGCUGCGAAGAGGGAGGGGCUUCAGAGAUUUCCAGAAAGAGAUACUGCCUGGUCUAGUAACUCUCUCCAGGCACGAAAUUUGUGAAGAUCUGCACAAUAUUGGUUACAAGCUGCGGAGAGUGAAAUCAAGGAAGGCUAGAGACGACUGGUUUGUGCCAGUUAGAAGUAGAAUUUCUAAGCUAUGUUCAGGGCGUCGGAGGCGUUUUAGUUCUCCAUGAUUUCAGGAUUUGUGAAUAAUUCUGUGUAAAAGUUUUUAUUACAGUUGAGCCAUAA